Guillardia theta CCMP2712 is the source of this 2124-nucleotide messenger RNA. RefSeq lists its product as hypothetical. The record is from RefSeq and is a predicted model, not a curated record. Bases 1 to 2124 code for a protein of 707 amino acids. The transcript has 31 exons. Gene Ontology annotation, molecular function: protein binding. Lineage: Eukaryota; Cryptophyceae; Pyrenomonadales; Geminigeraceae.
AUGCGUCAAGCCAUCGGCAUUGGCGUCAUCCUGGGCUUCAAUGCUGCAGGAGAGGCAGUCGUAGAGAACCUCGCUCCAUGCUGGGCAGCAGCCCUGUCAGGUCAGAUCGCCAAAGGAGAUACCAUCCUCAGAGUCAACGGGCAGUCUGUGCAGGACAGCAGCCCAGAGGUCCCGAUCUCCAUGAGGCUCGCCAGGUUGAGGGACCGGAUCCUGGGCCCUGAGAACACUCUUGUGGGUAUGAAGCUACGGCAUGCGGAUGGAUCUGAGCAUGAUAUCCACGUUGUUCGCUUCCGUGGAAGGAUCGGCAUCGACGUUGUGAAGAACGCUGAAGGGAAGUGCAUCGUGAGCGCCAUGUCCGAAGGAGGAGCAGCGAAGAGCACUGGGCUGCUGAAGGUGGGAGAUGAGAUAGUAUCAAUCAACGGCGCCUCCUGUGCUGGCCUGUCAAAGCUUCAGGCUUUCGAUAUCACAAUCGUUCGGAUGCACAACUUGUCCAAAAGCGCACAGGAGCUCGCUGUCUCCUACCGAGCUCUCCUCGCGAAGCUUCUCCUCCGUCGAGAACGAACGAGCAUGCCAGAUAAGGAAAACGAGCCAGCGAACAAGCAAACUGCUCCCGCUCCUGCUCCCGCUCCCGCUCCUGCUCCUGCUCCUACGUGGGCGACGGAGGGGGGCAAGAGCAGGGAAAAGGUGUUGUCCGAGGGUCAGGAGGACACGGCGACUCGUCCGGUGGAGCAGGGGACCUCCCUCCCUCCCUUCCAGCUGCAGAUCAGCGGAGACAUCGAGGAGGGAAGGAUUGCGCGUGCUAUCUAUGGAUACAAUGCAAUCCGAGGAGAUGAGCUUUCUUUUAAGCCCAACGAUAUCCUCACUAUCCUCUCCCGCUCAAAGGACAAGGGCUGGUUGGUGGCUUUGCUGGACGGCAAACGGGGUCACGUACCUGAAAAUCAUCUCGGCUACAUCUCGAAGGCCCUGGAUCCGCGAUGCUCGCAGGUGUCGCCGGUCGCUGCUGCCUCGACGCGACUCUGGUCCUCCUGCUCGGGCAUUGAGAAUCCUCUUCCUCUUGCCGACGUCAAGAGCUCCAGGUUUAAGCAGCUCAUCAUCAGCGGCUGCCCGCUUGACCAAAUCCGGAGCUGCAAGAACGAUCGCGAGCUCGACGCUCUGGCACACAUCCUUGGGGGGAGAGCUAAGAACCUCCCUGUCAUCGGCAAGACCAACGGCUCCUUGCUCUUCUGCACUAUCUCCUAUGCUGGCACGACAGUUCGGACCUCCUCCUCUCGAUACAGCAGCUCGUUGGCAAGUUUCAACGAGCGUUUCUACUUCUUCGAGGAGGAGGGGCAGGACAACGUCCGAGUGUCUGUGCUGUGCCGAGGAGAGCACGGAGAGAGAGUCAUAGGGGAGGCGAGAGUCGAGGGAUGGUUCGAUCUGAGCAAGCAGAGCGCCCUUGUGGUCGGCAGCACUGGGAUCGCCGCGCUCCAGGUCAAGGCGAAGCUGCACGAGCACGGGAGGAAGGAGGAAGGAGGAGGACGAGGGGCGAGGCAGGAGGAGAACAACAAGAUUGAAAUCAGCUGCGAUACGAGGGAGGCUGUCUGCCCCAAGUGCCAGAUCUACUUGCAGAGGAAGGAGGCGGAGAUUGCACAUCAGUUUGAGCUGAAGCUCCAGUGCAAACUGCGGGACAUUCAACGCAAGAGGCACGAGGACGCCCAGAAGUCACUCUCCUAUGCUGGAUCUGGCGAGCUGGGAGACCAGAGGAUGAUUUCCCAGCUGGGAGCUCUGCAGAUGGAGAACGAGAGGCUGGCCAAGGAGCUGCACUCCCUGCGGGCUGAGAUGAGAAGAGCUGAGAACGGCAGGACGGGUUCAGCAGAGCUCGAGCGGGAGCAACAGUUGAUCAUCCAGAACUGGGGCGCAUCCCUGAGGAAGUUCCGGGGAGAUUGCAGGAGGUCGAACCUGACACCUUUCUGUGAGGACUUCCUCGAGGAUUGCUUCAGGCUGCGAGAGGUUCUCACGUCCUCCAAGUUCGGUUCCAACGCAGAGACAGCACAGAUUCUCGAACAAACCGAGAUGACAAUCAACGAGUCGAUCAACGUGAGUUAUGAAGACAGCGAGAGUGACAGGUCCAUUCGUUUCUUCUAG